CUCUGAUUGGAGGACGCCCGCCGUGUCCUCGCCCCCCCCCCUUGUGAUGUUGCCCUCUUCGUCCUUCUCUCGGUAACCAUCGCCCUCCUGUUGAAACUGCAGCUUCCUGCAUCUGUCCGCUUCUCUCUUGUCUCUGGCCCGGAGUAACAACCAGUCAAACAUGACUCACGCGUAUCCCUUCCUGAGUACUGAGCAAAAGAAGGAGCUCAGCGAUAUCGCUCAGAGGAUCGUAGCCGCUGGGAAGGGCAUCCUGGCAGCUGAUGAAUCCACAGGAAGCAUGGCCAAGCGCUUCCAGAGCAUCAACACAGAGAACACAGAGGAGAACAGGCGGCUUUACCGCCAGCUCCUCUUCACCGCUGACGACCGGGUCAAUCCCUGCAUCGGCGGCGUCAUCUUCUUCCACGAGACGCUCUACCAAAAGACAGACGACGGCAAACUCUUCUCCCAGCUGGUCAAAGAGAAGGGCAUGGUGGUGGGCAUCAAGGUGGACAAGGGUGUGGUUCCCCUCGCCGGCACCAAUGGAGAGACCACCACUCAAGGUCUGGAUGGGCUCUAUGAGCGCUGUGCUCAGUACAAGAAGGACGGUGCUGACUUUGCCAAGUGGCGCUGUGUGUUAAAGAUCACCCCCACCACCCCGUCCCAGCUGGCCAUCAUGGAGAACGCCAACGUGUUGGCCCGCUACGCCAGCAUCUGCCAGAUGCAUGGCAUCGUGCCCAUCGUGGAGCCUGAGAUUCUCCCAGACGGUGACCAUGACCUGCAGCGGUGCCAGUAUGUGACUGAGAAGGUGUUGGCAGCUGUCUACAAGGCCCUGUCUGACCACCAUGUCUACCUGGAGGGCACUCUGCUCAAACCCAACAUGGUGACCGCCGGACACUCCUGCUCCAAAAAGUACAGCCCUCAAGAGAUUGCCAUGGCCACCGUCACCGCCCUGCGUCGCACCGUACCCCCAGCUGUGCCAGGCGUGACCUUUCUGUCCGGCGGCCAGAGUGAGGAGGAGGCCAGCAUCAACCUGAACGCGAUCAACCAGUGUCCCCUUCACAGGCCCUGGGCCCUCACCUUCUCCUAUGGCCGGGCGCUGCAGGCCUCAGCACUGAAGGCCUGGGGGGGCAAGAAGGAGAACGGCAAGGCCUGUCAGGAGGAGUACAUCAAGAGAGCCCUGAAUAACAGCCAGGCCGCUCUGGGGAAGUACGUGUCCUCUGGAGACAAGGGAGCAGCGGCUCAGGAGUCCCUGUUUGUGGCUAACCACGCCUACUGAAGUCUGCCGAGCCGCAUCCCCUCAACGCACGUCACCCCCAUUCCACCCUGUCACUCCACUCUUUCCUAUCACAACCCCCCCCAGAGCCAGUAAUCUCCCCAGUCACACUCACCAGCCAACCAUUCAAACCUUAUUUCAUUAGCAAUGAGAACCAAAUGAUAGAAAAACAUUGUGAUUUGGGAAAAGAUGACUACUAUACUCCAGGUCUGUCCUCCCAUUGAGUUUGACUUCGGACUUGUAAAAUGUUGCCCCAGUGUGUUGUCACUUUAUUUUGCGUUUGUGCACUUAAACCCUGCAUACAGAGAGAGCAGAGAGUUCCUCUACAGUGUUGUCUUCCCCUUGUCUUCAUUUGUUGUUCCUGACAUUGUCUUUAAAAAGUACAUGUGCCUUCAAUUGUCCACUGAACCAACAGCUGAGGGGAGACAUUGUAGAGGAUGUUGUGAUGUAUCUACAGUAUUAGAGUGUAAACACUGGAAAGAAGUACAAAAUUAAAAGAUCCCACGACUGA
Messenger RNA from Toxotes jaculatrix (banded archerfish), 1763 nucleotides. Its product is annotated as fructose-bisphosphate aldolase A-like. Bases 161 to 1255 code for a protein of 364 amino acids. The record is from RefSeq and is a predicted model, not a curated record. Gene Ontology annotation, cellular component: cytosol. Gene Ontology annotation, biological process: fructose 1,6-bisphosphate metabolic process; glycolytic process. NCBI's taxonomy places the organism in Eukaryota, Metazoa, Chordata, Actinopteri, Toxotidae. The transcript is spliced from 8 exons. Gene Ontology annotation, molecular function: fructose-bisphosphate aldolase activity.